AUGGAAGUUAAACUACAGCGACCUGGUAUUGUAUCGUCAAGCUCUUCAAACCCAUGUCUGCCGCGGAUGUCCGUUGUAACUUUUGUAUCCUGCAAAAGGGCAGUGCAGUUGGAUUAUAUAUCAAAUUGCUUGAGCAAUCCUGGGAGCCAAUUGUUUGUAAGAUAUAGUUUUUUGGAAAGGAGCAAGAAUUGUCUUAAUAGGCAACCGUUUAAGAAGAAGAAAUCGCGGAGGCUGGUACAGCCAUUUCUCUUUGCAUCUGCUGAAGAUGGAGUAGCUGUUAAUGGAAAUCCCCAGUCAACAAGAUCUAGCAGUAGUUUCGGGGAGAUUAAGGCCAUAUUCAGUGGAUCACUACAAGACGGAGACAACUAUAACGGACUCAUCCAGCCUUUGCAUGAUGCUGCCAGAACUAUUGAAUUGGCAGUGAAAGAUAAUAUUACUCCGUUCAGAUUUUCUUGGUUUCCAGCUACUUGGUUGCGUGCAGAUAGAAAUGCGUGGGUGAAGACUCUUUCGUAUCAGGCUUCUCUGUACUCCUUACUACAAGCGGUAAAUGAGAUUUCAUCGAGAGGAAAUAACAGAGACGAAGAUGUCAACGUCUUCAUUCAAAGGAGCUUAGCACGCCAAUCUGCUCCCCUUGAGAGUAUGAUGCGGAAUGAUUUAUCUUCCAAACAUCCUGAAGCCUAUGAAUGGUUUUGGUCCGAGCAAGUUCCUUCUGUAGUGACAUCUUUUGUGAAUUGUAUUGAGGGGGAUCAACGAUUUGUUGCUGCCACUUCUGUCUAUGCAAAAGGAAAGUCAUCAGCUACAAGUAAUGAGAUUGAGGUGUCACUUCUCAUGCUUGUGCUCAACUGCAUUGCAGCAAUCACGAAACUUGGCCCGGCAAAAUUUUCCUGCCCUCCCUUUUUUUCUAUGAUUCCAGAUACAACUGGAAGAUUAAUGGAAAAAGUUGUAGACUUUGUUCCACUACCUCAGGCGUAUCAUUCAAUCAAAAGCAUUGGCCUACAACGAGAAUUUCUUAUUCAUUUUGGUCCUCGCGCAGCAGUGUUCAGAGUAAAUGGUGACUUUGCUACAGAUGAAGUUGUUUUCUGGGUCGAUCUUAUACAGAAACAACUGCAGCGGGCUAUAGAUCGGGAGAAAAUAUGGUCAAGGUUAACAACAUCUGAAAGUAUAGAGGUUUUGGAGAGGGAUUUAGCAAUUUUUGGAUUCUUCAUUGCCUUAGGCAGGAGCACACAGUCCUUUUUAGUUGCAAAUGGUUUUGAUUCUCUGGAGAAUCCUUUGGAAGACCUUGUUAGGCAUCUAAUUGGAGGCAGCAUCAUGUACUAUCCUCAACUUUCAGCCAUCAGUUCAUACCAGUUGUACGUAGAGGUUGUUUGCGAAGAAUUAGAAUGGAUUCCUUUCUAUCCGAACCAUACAGGCGCACAGCCUCCAAAACAAUCGCAUGGGCAUAAGAGCAAACCAGAAGUCCCACCUAACUAUGAAGUUAUCCCUCAGGUGUUGGAUGUUUGCUCUUAUUGGUUACAGAGUUUUAUUAAACACAGUAAAUGGCCAGAGAAUCCUUCUAAUGUCAAAGCAGCAAAAUUCUUAUCUAAGGGGCACAAGAGUUUAAUUAGGUGCAAGGAAGAACUGGGGAUAUCAAAGAAUGCAUCAUCAAUCGAUAGAGAGUCGAACUCAUUUGACAAGGCCUUAGAAAGUGUAGAUGAGGCCCUCGUGAGGCUGGAAAGCCUGCUACAGGAGUUGUAUGUAUCAAACUCUUCGUCUGGAAAGGAACAAAUAGAAGCUGCUUGCUCUGACCUAGAGAAAAUGCGGAAGCUUAAGAAAGAGGCUGAAUUUCUGGAGGCAACUAUCAGAGUCAAAGCAGCUUCCUUGCAACAGGGAGGUGAUAGCAAUGAUUCUCAGGAAUCCUACGAGGUACAAAAACGGUAUUUUAAAGGCAAAGACACAAAGAAUGCAAUUAGUUCUGAAGAUCGAGGCAAAAGUAUGAGUCGUGGAUUCUGGGGAUUCUUUGUACGGCCUCCCAAGAGGAAGCCUGGUCCUGAAUUAUCGGAGGAUGAAUAUAUUGGGAAAUCCAGUGGAAACUUACUUAGCCUGGACUCGGAGCCAAAUGAGAUCAGUCGAUUCGAAACUCUAAGGAACGAACUGAUAGAACUGGAAAUGCGGGUCAAAAGAAGCACUGAUCAGUCAGUAGAUGAGGAGGAUAUAAUCUCUAAUAAGGUUCCUCCUCAAUCAAGUAGUAGAACGAGAAAUGUUCAGUUGGUUCCGACUCCGAAGAUGGAAAACAUGAUCGAGAAAACUCUUCACAAGCUAAGAGAAACCACCACGAACGUGUGGCAAGGCACUCAGCUUCUUGCAAUUGAUUCAGCAGCUGCGGUGGAGUUACUGCGGAGGUCUCUGAUAGGUGAUGAAUUAACAGAAAAAGAAAAGAAAGCUCUGCGAAGAACCAUGACUGACUUGGCAUCAGUUAUUCCCAUCGGUAUUCUAAUGCUUCUUCCAGUUACAGCAGUUGGUCACGCAGCCAUACUGGCUGGAAUUCAGAGAUAUGUGCCAGGCCUGAUUCCUUCUACGUACGGUUCCGAAAGGUUGAACCUAUUGAGACAGCUUAAGAAAGUCAAGGAAUCGCAAACAAAUGAAACUGAGCCCGAAGAAGGCAUUGAAGAAACAGCAUAG
This is a messenger RNA of Arabis nemorensis, 2658 nucleotides long. NCBI's taxonomy places the organism in Eukaryota, Viridiplantae, Streptophyta, Magnoliopsida, Brassicales, Brassicaceae. The record is from the annotation of a GenBank genome assembly.